AUGAACUACACACCACCAGCCGUCCAAUCUAUCCAUUUCGUUCCUACAGACGAGGAGGAAGUUGAGAUCGGAAGCCGCCAGGUCCAGGCAAUAUAUGUUCUUGCCCACGAUACACUACCCGACGGCGCCAACCACUGGUGCUUCUAUCUUAAAUUCUCCAAGACCGCAUCUAUAUGUAUCGACAUGACGCCGACGUAUAGCGCUCCUAGCACCGUACUCCAAGAUGGUUCAAAAGGCCACAUGCUCAUAUCCGUCCUCCCAUGCAUCCAUCCGUCACCAGCGACCAAAACCAUCCGCCUCGGCGUCUGCGCCAACCUAACUGUGGACCGUAUCCUGCAUCUCCUAGCUCAGUCAGGUCGCGACCAGUACGAUUCCAAAUCCGACGUAGGUGUCGGACGUGAGCGACUGGCCAGAUUUCGCUGUUAG
This is a messenger RNA of Pseudogymnoascus destructans, 426 nucleotides long. RefSeq lists its product as uncharacterized. The record is from RefSeq and is a predicted model, not a curated record. NCBI's taxonomy places the organism in Eukaryota, Fungi, Ascomycota, Leotiomycetes, Thelebolales, Thelebolaceae. The coding region runs from base 1 to 426 and encodes 141 amino acids. The transcript has a single exon.